Molecule: messenger RNA, 2226 nt
Organism: Malassezia vespertilionis
Lineage: Eukaryota; Fungi; Basidiomycota; Malasseziomycetes; Malasseziales; Malasseziaceae
Gene: DBP7
Product: RNA helicase
Exons: 1
Coding region: 1-2226 (741 amino acids)
Biological process (GO): ribosome biogenesis
Cellular component (GO): nucleus
Molecular function (GO): ATP binding; nucleic acid binding
Source: RefSeq, a predicted model, not a curated record
AUGGAGGAGGAUGAUUUGCUUUUGAAUUUUGAUACAUCUGCGCCGCUACCCGCGAAGAAACGGCGGCAAAACAGCCAUGGACAAGCACAUAAACGCGCUCAUUUAGGAGAUGACUCCACGGAGCACCCCGCGCAUAAGCGAGCUCGCGAAAAUCCAUCAGACCGCCGCACCAUCGACAUAGCCAGGAAAAUAACACAGGCACAUACUCACAGCGCGCCUAAGACUACUGGCUACGUCUCUUCUCUUUUUGCGCGCAAUGAUACCCUUGCAGCUGAGCCUGAAGAUGUGCCUCAAGCGAGUCCAAUUGCGCCUUCGAAUGCGCCCGUUCUGGACGGUACAUUUGAAGGCCUUGGCCUCGAUCCGCUUAUUGCGCGGCACUUGCGCGCGAGAAUGGGCAUAGACGGACGUCCCACAGAAAUUCAACAGCGGGCCAUCCCGCCGUUGCUUGCUGUGCCUCCGCAAAUGGGCUGUGAACGGGACAUUCUUGUGCAGGCACAAACGGGAAGCGGCAAGACACUGACCUAUUUACUUCCCAUCAUCCAGUCACUUCUCCCUCUUUCGCAAGAGAGUUUUAUUGAUCGCAGUGUAGGCACACUUUCCAUUAUCCUUGCUCCGUCGCGCGAACUAGCACGCCAAAUCUAUACCGUGCUGGAACGCCUACUCACGCUAUCGCUAGCAUCCACAGACCAAGACGACCAAGCCCCGAAACGCUAUUCGCGCUGGAUUGUACCUGGCCUGCUCACAGGCGGGAGCACCAAAAACCAUGAAAAGCAGCGCUUGCGGAAAGGCUGCUCGAUCCUCGUUGCUACGCCGGGGCGGCUUCUGGACCACUUGCAAAACACAUCGAGCCUGGAUGUAGGCAAGUGUCGGUGGCUUGUGUUGGACGAAGCUGACCGGUUACUUGAGAUGGGCUUCCAGGAGCAGCUGGAAGGGAUUAUUAAGGCGCUCGAUGGCCGACGCCGACUUGCGCUUGGCGCAGCACGCGACGCGAUGCUCAAAAGCGAGGCACUUGCACCCGGCGAUAAAGACGAUGCACACGUUGUCGAUUCGCUCGGUGUCUCCUGGUGGGCGGUUCCGCGGCGGCUGAUUCUGUGUUCUGCGACACUCGACGAGCGUGUUCAAGCAUUUUCCGGCACAACGCUGCGCAACCCCUUGCUUGUACGCGCCGGGGCCGACACUGAGACACACGCGGAACAAGAUGGCCCUACCUUUUCCGCACCGUCGCAGUUACAACAGCACGCGGUAGUAACAGCGCCCAAGCUUCGUCUUGUCGCGCUUGUCGCGCUCUUGCGGCACACAAUCCCGCGCAUGGCUGAUGUGGACAAGAUAGGACCAGCACGUGUGAUUGUGUUUAUAUCGGCCACAGACAGCGUGAAUUUUCACUGGGAAGCACUGGGCGGCGCCAAGAUGCGCUCUGUGGAGCAGCCCAAAGAGCCAGACGCGACCGAAAAAGAGCCCGCGUCCCUCGCUCAGUACAGCGAGCUGCUUCCCAACACGCCCAUAUUUCGCUUGCACGGGUCCAUGCCGCAAAAGGAGCGUAUUGCAUCGUUGCGCGCAUUCCAGACACUUUCGACGGAGCAGCCAUGCCGAGGCGGCGUACUGCUAUGUACGCCCGUCGCAUCGCGUGGCCUCGACCUUCCCGAUGUUCGCUGCGUGAUUCAGAUGGACGUGCCAACCGAAGGCGGCGCAGAAGAGUACGUACACCGCAUUGGGCGUACAGCACGUGCAGGGCGCCAGGGUACGAGCUGGCUCAUGCUCCUCCCCCACGAAGAGCCAUGGCUCCAAACUUUGGAGCGCCGUGUCGUUGUCCGAGAGGCGACAGGCAUGCACCCCCCCAAAAUCACAGUCGUCGGUAUCGACACGGUGCUGUUCGAAGGAUUUGGCGGCGCAUUUCGCGAGUACGAAUCGCGAGCGACCGACGUCCAAAUGGCCGUUGAGCGCUGGGUGUUGCGCGACGAGAAGCACACCUCGCUUGCCCGUACCGCGUUCCUAGCGUAUAUCCGCGCUUAUGCGACGCAUCCCGCUGCAGAAAAAGCGCUUUUCAACGUGAACCAAUUGCACCUUGGCCACCUUGCCAAAGCAUUUGCGCUGCGCGAAGCGCCAAACACGGUGCAGAAACUGGCCAAGCGCGAACACGACAAGAAGGCAAAAGAGAAACCAAAACGCGAUGCGAUGCGCGAGCAACAUGCGCGGAUGAUGGCGCAUCUUCCUGCAGAGAGUAUGUAG